CAAUUGAAGCGAUUGACAUUACUCGUAUUUUAUCUCGCAAGGGUGGUGAGCCUGUUUAUCCCCUCCCAAGAGUUAAAAAUUUGGCCGUUCAUCCAAAGUUAAACCUAGCAGCACUACUCUUCACUAAUAUGGCUGGUGGAGAUAAGCAAAAAAGUAGAGCUGCGUAUACUAGGGAUGGAAGGAAACAACUGUUUACUGUUCUUCAAAGUGCAAGGGGAUCCACCGCUGCUAUUCUGAAGGAAAAGCUUUCAGCUUUAGGCUCAUCUGGAACGUUGGCAGACCAUCAACUCCAGACAGAGUUGCAAGAACAACAGUUGAGAGGCAGAACUCAGGUUACAAUGUCAGAUAUUGCGCGGAAAGCAUUCCUUCACAGUCAUUUCAUGGAGGGGCAUGCAAAAAGCGGUCCCAUAUCUCGGUUGCCUCUCAUAAUGAUCUCAGAUGCAAACAGCCUACUGAAGGAUGUUCCUGUUUGUGUGCCUUUCCAUUUGGAGCUGAAUUUCUUCAACAAAGAGAAUAGAGUCUUACAGUAUCCAAGCAAGGCAUUUUAUCUAGAUGGAUUCAAUCUAAUGGCUUAUAAUCUCUCUACAGGAGCUGAAAAUUUAUGCAAAAAGCUUUACUCAACGAUUCCUGGAAAUGUAGAGUGCCUUCCGAAGAUCAUGCUUUACAGUUCAAAGCAACACUUGUUUUUUGUUGUCUUUGAAUUGAUUGGUGCAAAUGGUUCCCUGCAUGAAAUCGUUAUUCACUGGGAGCCGACAGAUAUUCAGUCAUCAAAUAACAAAGGAAGUUUAAUAAAAGGGCGAGAUGCAGCACUUUUGGGUCCUAGCGAGAAUCAGUAUGCUAUUCUGGACGAGGACAGAAGUGGUCUUGCCUUGUACGCAUUAGCAGGACCUAUCGUUCAAGAAGUUAGUGAAAAUAACGGUGCAGUUGAUGUUAACUCUUCAGAUGGUCAGCAUGGAUCGGAUCAAGGACCUCAGCAUUUUAUUUUUGAUGCAGAAGUAGACCGCAUCUUCUCAUUUCCUCUAGAGUCAACCAUUCUGUAUUCAAUAUCUGGCGAUCAUGUAGGUCUGGCCAAGCUUCUUCAGUCAUAUCGUUUAUCUACUGAUGAUGGACGGAAUAUUUCAACGAGAACUGAGGGGAAGAAGUUUAUUAAGCUGAAAAGGGAUGAGCAUGUUAUCCAGGUUCACUGGCAAGAGACUCCCAGAGGUCAUGUUGCUGGAAUACUUACAAGCCACAGGGUAUUGAUUUGCUCGACAGAUUUAGAAAUACUUUCUAGCAGUGAAACCAAACUUGAUGGAGGACACCCAUCUUUCCGAUCGCUUCUGUGGGCUGGGCCUGCCCUUCUCUUCUCAAGUGCAACUGCAGUCAGUGUACUUGGUUGGGAUAACAAAAUACGGACCAUUCUUUCCACGUGUCUGCCAUAUUCUGCAUUGCUUGGCGCCUUAAAUGAUCGCCUUAUGUUUGUAAAUCCAACAGAAAUAAAUCCCCGACAAAAGAAGGGAGUUGAGAUAAGAAGCUGUCUUGUUGGACUGCUUGAACCUCUUCUGAUUGGGUUUGCAACAAUGCAGCAACACUUUGAACAGAAAAUUGAUCUUCCAGAGGUGUUAUACCAGAUAACCUCAAGGUUUGAUAGUCUACGCAUUAGUCCAAGGUCUCUGGAUAUACUAGCUAGUGGUUCCCCAGUUUGUGGAGAUCUUGCUUUAGCUUUAUCCCAAGCAUGCCCUCAUUUUACACAGGUACUACGUUGUAUUUAUGCAAUCAAAGCCCUCCGUUUUUCUACUGCUUUAUCAAUCUUAAAAGAUGAAUACCUACGCUCAAGAGAUUAUCCACAGUGUCCUCCUACUUCUCAUUUGUUCCAUCGCUUUCGUCAGCUGGGAUAUGCAUGUAUUAAAUAUGGCCAGUUUGAUAGCGCCAAAGAAACAUUUGAGGUCAUUUCAGACUUGGAGAGCAUGCUUGAUCUCUUCAUAUGUCAUUUAAAUCCAAGUGCCUUGCGGCAGCUUUCUCAGAGACUAGAAGAUGCUGCAACUGACUUAGAUCUAAGACGAUACUGCGAGCGAAUAUUGAGAGUUCGUUCAACAGGAUGGGGACAGGGUAUUUUUGCUAAUUUUGCUGCUGAAAGUAUGGUUCCUAAAGGUCCUGAAUGGGGCGGUGGAAACUGGGAGAUUAAGACUCUCGUCAGCCUGAAAGAUAUUCCCCAGUGGGAGCUUGCUGGGGAGGUCAUGCCAUACAUGAAGACAAGUGAAGGUGGUAUACCAGCCAUUAUAGCAGAUCAGAUUGGUGUUUACCUCGGUGUAAUUAGGGGAAAGGGAAAUAUUGUAGAAGUUAGUGAAAAGAGUUUGAUUAAAGCGUUCACAGCAUCUAGAAAUGAAAACAUGUCUUCAACUUCUGAAUUUCCACCUAAUUUUAACAAGGAAAGUUUGAACGGAAUUGCAAAAACAAAUCCUGUAGUGGAUAUCUUAACCAAACAAUUGGCUGGUAAUACUCUGAAAGACGAGCAGGCAAAAGCAGAAGAGGAGUUCAAGAAAUCAUUGUAUGGUACUGUUGAUGGUAGUAGCAGUGAGGAGGAUGAAGCAACAUCCAAAAACAAAAAGAUAAGGAUAAGAAUUCGAGACAAGCCAAUUGAUGGCCCUACUGUGGAUGUUAACAAAAUCAAAGAAGCUACUAAACAACUCAGACUUGGCGAUGCUCCAAUGUGGACCAAAUCAGGAGCAUCUCAGGAUAUACCAUUAAUUUCAGCACAAACAUCUUCCAUGAGUACUAAAGCCACAGAAAGUCCUGCUAUUGAUAUGUUUGGCAAUGAUACAUCUAUACCUACUACAACACAGACAAACCCUAUGAUUACUGGCAUGGGAGUGUCAGCUGGGCCUAUUCCUGAGGACUUCUUCAAAAACACCAUUCCUUCAUUUGAGGUUGCUGCUUCGCUGCCCCCUGCUGGGACAUAUUUAUCUAAAAUGGAACAGAACUCUCAAACAAUGGAAGGAAACAGGUUUAGUCCUAAUAUGAAGAUGAUUGGAAAUGUUGGCUUCCCAGAUGGUGGCGUGCCACCACAGGUAAUUCAACAGACUGGGGUUCCUCUUGAGGCAAUUGGUCUUCCUGAUGGUGGAGUACCUCCACAGUCUCAGGCUCCUGCCAUUGCUCCUCCCACUCCCAUUCCUGUCCCCUCACAGCCAAUUGAUCUAAGCUAUCUUGAAGUUGGAGGAUCCAACUCCGCAGCUGCUGCAACAAAACCAACACCUGCUCCUUCAGCAGUUCCCACUUCUGUUGCUCCUGGCUAUGUUCCCCGGGGUGCUCCUGCUGCCAUUUGUUUUAAAACAGGGCUUGCUCAUCUUGAGCAAAAUCAGCUUUCUGAUGCUUUGUCUUGUUUCGAUGAAGCAUUUCUGGCUCUUGCUCAGGAUCAGUCACGAGGAGAUGAUAUUAAAGCACAAGCCACCAUAUGUGCCCAGUACAAGAUUGCUGUUGCCUUAUUGCAGGAAAUUGCACGCCUCCAAAAGGUUCACGGUCCAAACAUGAUCAGCGCAAAGGAGGAGAUGGCAAGACUAUCUCGUCAUCUCGGCUCAUUACCUCUUCUCGCAAAACAUCGAAUUAACUGCAUAAGAACUGCCAUCAAACGAAACAUGGAAGUGCAGAACUAUGCCUACGCGAAGCAAUUGCUCGAUCUCCUCUUCUCGAAGGCUCCACCAAGCAAGCAAGACGAGCUUAAGAGCCUGAUUGACAUGUGUGUGCAACGAGGGCUCUCAAACAAAUCCAUUGAUCCACAGGAAGAUCCCUCUCAAUUCUGCGCCGCAACACUCAGCCGUCUUCCAACAAUCGGUCAUGAUAUUUGUAGCCUGUGCGGUGCAAAAUUCUCUGCUCUCUCCGCACCUGGAUGCAUAGUUUGUGGAAUGGGAAACAUCAAGAGAUCGGAUUCUGCCCCAGGGCUGGUUCCAUCGCCAUUUGGCUGAAAUUCAAUCUCUUGAGCUUAGUUAUUUCCGCCAAUGGAUAAGGAGAAAUUUAAUUCAAUUUUUGUAAUUAAAAUUUCUGGAGAGUGUGUGAGGUGCUGCUGAAUGGAGGUGGUUCUCUUGUAUUUUACUUUGAUUCUUUGUACCUAUUUUUCCAACAAUCUAAAGGGGCAGUUCAAUUUGUAAAACAUUUGGUUAAGCCUUCCAAAGUUACAUUCAAUGCAAGAG
Messenger RNA from Phalaenopsis equestris, 4163 nucleotides. RefSeq lists its product as uncharacterized. Gene Ontology annotation, biological process: autophagosome assembly. The record is from RefSeq and is a predicted model, not a curated record. NCBI's taxonomy places the organism in Eukaryota, Viridiplantae, Streptophyta, Magnoliopsida, Asparagales, Orchidaceae. Gene Ontology annotation, molecular function: protein binding. Gene Ontology annotation, cellular component: autophagosome membrane.